Messenger RNA from Ruditapes philippinarum (Manila clam), 889 nucleotides. Its product is annotated as heavy metal-binding protein HIP-like. Gene Ontology annotation, molecular function: protein binding. Lineage: Eukaryota; Metazoa; Mollusca; Bivalvia; Venerida; Veneridae. The coding region runs from base 46 to 657 and encodes 203 amino acids. The transcript is spliced from 2 exons. The record is from RefSeq and is a predicted model, not a curated record.
AAUUGUCACAUUUUAUAUCAUUGUGAGAUUGUUUAUCAUAAAACAAUGUUUAAUACAAUUGUAAUUCUUUUUCUUGUUCUCGGAACAAGUACAGUUUACAGCCUACUGCUAGAUGAACAGCCGGACAGCAGUGUUCUUCAGCUGUUGGUGAAACUAGAAGCUGAUGUUAACAGUAAUAAAGCUCAACUCAAAGAACUACAGGAAGCAUGUACAUGUUCAGGCUCUAACAAGGAUCACAGCACAGCGUUUAUGGCAUCACUAGGUCAUGCUAUUACCGGAUGCUUAUCGGAACAUCCUGUAAUAUUUGACCAGGUCAAACUAAAUCAAGGCUCAGGCUACGAUUACAGACAUGGAACAUUUCGUGCACCAGUUAACGGAACGUAUCAGAUAAGUGCAACAUUGUCAUCUACACCGAACAACGUUGGUUUCCAUGUAGCGUUCGUGAAAAACCUAGCUAGUAACAGUGUUGGAUAUCUGUAUGCUGAUGCCAAACAACCUCACUGGCAGGAAAAGAGUACCUCGCUAGUAUUACACCUGAACGCCGGCGACGAUGUCUGGGUAUCAUGUUUAAGCGAAAGUACAAUUCAUGGAGACCACCAGACCGGAACCUCAGCCUUUCAUUCUCAUUUUUCUGGCUUUCUUAUAUCAAAAGAUUGAAAAAUCAAAACUACUUUAAAAAAAAAAAUCUUUGAUUUAAUACUACCUGCUUAUUUAAUUGUGCUUUAAAUAUCUGUAUAACGAUGUCAACCAGUCUCAUUUGCAGGAGAGAAGUACAACUUAGUAUGUAUAACAACGACAUAGAUUUAUCGUGUAGAAUGGAUAUCGUGAAAACAAUAGAAUGGUUCAUGGAGAUAUAUUAUGUAUACUUAUAUCUCUUCUUGAGUUGAUA